Molecule: messenger RNA, 1151 nt
Organism: Aphidius gifuensis
Lineage: Eukaryota; Metazoa; Arthropoda; Insecta; Hymenoptera; Braconidae
Exons: 1
Coding region: 39-914 (291 amino acids)
Source: RefSeq, a predicted model, not a curated record
ACUAAAAAUUUUAUUGUUGAGUAAUAAUUAAAUUAAAAAUGAGUACAAAAUCAAUGAGCUCAUGUGCUGAUGAUUAUUUUUUUAAUAUAAAUACACUUGCUCGUCGUAUUGGUGAUGACAUUGAAUCAACAAAAGAUGCAUAUGAAGGUUUAUGGAGUACUUUAAGUUUAACUGAAAAAAAUCAAGCAAUUGAUGAAAUAAUAAUUCAACCAGAGGUUGCUAUUAAAUAUACAAUUAAAAAUAUUGAUACAUGUAAUAAAGAUUUACCAGAAUGGUAUCCAAAAUUACGAAUCCAAACUGGUCUUAAACAUGUUAUUGAUGAGACUGGCUCGACAUUACGUUGGCGUGAUGAACAUUCUGGUCCAUUUUCAUUUAUGACAAGAUCACAAAUGAAUCUAAGUAUACUCGAUAAUUCUGAUAAACAAAUUAAUGAUUAUGAUCAAGUUUCACCACAUUUUACAAGUCCAAUCAAAAUUGAUGAUAGUAGUUUUGAUUGUAGUCUAACAGACUAUAGUCCAUCAUCAAAUCAAACAAGUUUUUAUCAAUCAGAAAGUUAUUCAGACAGUGUAUUUAAAACAAAUGACACAAGCAAAAUAAAUGACAAUACAACAACAAGUGGUAAUAUAUUUACAAAACUCAUGAAUAAAACAUCAUUAUCUAAAAAUCAAAAUGAUGAUAUGGAAAGUUUAGUACCACAACGUAAUAUUGUUAAAACAUUAAAUAAAAAUGUUAUAUUUACAAAUAACAAAAAUCAAAUUAAUAAUAAUAUUAAUGCUAGACAAAAAUCUGGUGAUAUUAAUGAAACAACAAAUCUUCUUGAUUCAUCAAGUUCACACAGCAGCUUCCAAUCAUCGCAAACAACUCAAGACGAUGGUAUUCCAAAGACUGGAUUUGAAUUUUUAGAUAAUUGGUAAUGAUUUAUCAAUCAACCAAGUAUUUACAACAAGUAUUAAGUAUAACCCAACAUUUAUAUAACAUUAAGUAUAUUAACUUUGUAUUAAUUUUUUUUUUUUAUACAUGACUCCAAAGAUAGCAUAGACUGAUUAAGCAGUUGAACAAUUUUUCAUUUAGAUUUUAAUUACUAAUUAAUGUACAAAUAACACGACUAUUAUGUCGAAUGAAUUUUUAUUUAAAAGUCAUUUAUAAUUGCC